This is a messenger RNA of Phalacrocorax carbo (great cormorant), 5802 nucleotides long. The record is from RefSeq and is a predicted model, not a curated record. Lineage: Eukaryota; Metazoa; Chordata; Aves; Suliformes; Phalacrocoracidae.
AGAGCUUCCAGAGCUUGUAAUCGACGCCUCCCCCUCCUUUUUACAAGUUGUGGGUUUGUUUUUUUUUUCCCUUAAAUAAAUUAGUUCUGACUUCCAUUUCUUAGCGCUCUGAUGCCUGUCUGGUUUUUGGCAGAGGGCUCCUCAGUGCUGACGGGGGAGAGGCCGUUUACAGCAGGACACCCGGCCGGACAACGGCGCAGGAGGGUACAGGGCACGGGAGAGCGAUGGUUCCCUUUAGCUUUCUGCAACGUUCAGUUUGGGCGGAGGAGGGAGAGCCGCUAAAAGGAGAAGCGGCCCCAGAUGCUCAGCAUAUGGGCUGCACGUGGACACGGGGAGCCGGCGCGUCGGCUGGCGCCCAGGCGUGGUUGCACUCGAGGGCCCUUGUUGGGGCGGCCUGGAGGUUUAAGGGCUGUUGGUCCCACUUGUGUGGGAAGUGCGUGGGGUCUCUGCGGGAUCAUACGAUCUUUACCGGCUCUGUUACCACUAGGUGACACUCUUGAUCCAGCGCGUUUCAUGGCAUCCAGAUGUUCAUGGCCUCCAGGAGUGCCUCUGGAGUGGAGGAGGGCGAGCUUGGACACGGACAUGGAGAUCCCUUCGUGGGUGAGGAGGGGACCCAAGCGCCUUGGCUGAAAACCCAUGGGCUCUCUGCAAGGGUGUUUGGAUCAAGCGUUCCCGGGGCAGGGCAGAGUGUGCCCUCGCAAACCUCCGGUCCCGCUGCUGCCCGGCUCACCCAGCCUGGCUGUGCCCUCAGAAACGCUCAGAUGACGCUCCCUUGCCUGAGCCUGACCCUGGGGCAGGACCCCUCUGCUCCCAGCCGGGCAGGAGGCCGUGCCGUGCAAGCAGCCAGCUCUCACUGCCCCUCUCUUGGAGCCCCAGGCUCUGGGGGCUCCGUGCGAGUUCCAAGAGCGGCUCUCGGGUGGUGAAGCUGGAGAGCGUUUGCGUGAAGGCAGGAAUUGCUACAACGAAGGGGAUGGACUGAAAAGGAAGGACCCUGGCAGGGCUGGAGGUAUCCUGUGCAUUAAGAUAAUGUUUUUAGGCCACAAAGUGUCUUUCCAAGGAAGGGAGCUUUACCGGAGAGCCAGGAGAAGGUGGAGAAACGCGUGCUGUUGCUGACCACCACCACGUGGCCCCUUUACUGGUGCGCAGUGAAAACAGGAGCUGGGUUUAGCAGGGGGACUGUUCCUGUAAACUCCAGGAGCUGCAGUUUGGGGUGUUGGGAGCAGGAUGUCUCCACCUCCUUUCGACACAACCUGAGCUUCAGUGGAGGCAGGCAGCGGAGGGCUGCUUUGCAGAUGAAAAUGCAGAUCUUUCAAAGGCAGCCAGCCAGGCUCCAGCCAAAGCCUGCCCCAAGGAGCCAGCCCAGCUGAAGGAAGGAAAGAGGUCCUGAGAGUACUCUGCACUACUGGAGGCCACUGUGUUAAGCCCUGGGCUGCCUGGAUGUCCUCGCCGAGGUCUCUCAGCCUUCCAGUUUUACUCACUCCAUCUCACCAGCCCUUUUUUUUGCUGUGUUGACACUUGGGUGGCUGUUGACAACCUGGUUUUGCUUUCCCUGCCAGCGGUACUGGAGAGCAGAGCUGGUGGAAACCAUGAUCUCCUGCAGAUGUGUCCAGAAACGCAGCGCAGGGGAGAGAGCACAAACAGGCCAGCAGAGCUGCCGGAGCGGAGAAGCUUUUGCAGGGGCAAUGGUAGGAUUUGGACCUCAUUUUAAGGCAGUUUUUUUUUUAAACACAUUUUGCUAUGAUCGAUUCAGAUUCACUUCCCCAGCAAACACAUCCAAACCAAGCGUACGAAACCUCCCACGUACCGAAGUGCGGAGGGGACAAUCCCAAUCCGAUCUCCUCAUCUACAGCAAAAGCUCUGGAGAUAAACUGAGAUGCUCCUAAGGUCGGGGCACAGCAGGGCUGAGAAGGAAGGCUUUGCACCGUGCCAUGACUUCCUCGCUGAGCACUAGUGUGGACCCAGCUGGGAUAAAUCUGUGCCGCUGCAUCCAUUUAUCCCAGCUGGGGAGGGUUUUCUUGCUCGUUCCCAGCACAGAUGGGACGAGGAAGUGAGGGUUUCCUGGUACAAGCGCUUUUCUAAAGAAACCUCCUGCUGCGAUCAGAGCCUCGCGUGUGUGCGCGCUGCCCUGGGACGCCUGCCAGGACGGAGUGACGCAGAGGUGGCCCGGGAGGUUCGGCUGGGAGCAUCCGAGGAGAGGGUCCUGGGGAAGCAGUGGGAGGGCAGAUGCCGUGCACGAGCUCCCAGGAGAGCUUGGCCGGGUACGAGCGACGGCAGCCCUUUCCCUGUGAACAGCUUUCGAGUGGCACAGAGAUCCUGGGGGGCUGCAUGGGGGCUGCGUCCAGGCGCAGUGGUGAGCCCUGCUUUGCAUCUCCCCUGCCCCUCGCUCACAGGUGGUUCCCAGGCCCGAAUUGCCCAUUCAGCCACUAGGAAAAGCAUGACAAAAUUGUUGAAAAGGUGAUUAGAAAAGUAGAUCUUGGUGAAGAGACAAAUUUCUGUUCCGGGCCGGGUGGCUGGGCGGCCCUGCAGGGGGCUGGGGCUGGCGGGGCGGGCGGCGAGCACAGCCGGUGCUCGUCACACAUCUGCAGCAGCACCUUCCCCGGGGAAGCGUGUUAACAAAAGCUUUGGCAGCAGCACGGGGAGGAAAGGGCAGUGCCUGGCCCUGUGACCGCAGGGGUAGGCACCAGGGCCACAACAGAGACACACAGUUUGCGCUGGGGUCGGCGCCCUCGGCCCUCGUCUCCCCCGGACAGCAUUUGCAGCCAUUUGUUGGAAGGAAAAAACCCCCUUUUGUCAGCUGGGUAAUUAAAAAACCCAGAUCAGUCCCUGCCAAGCACCCCGAGGUACUGGCCCUGAAGCGUGCAGGUGGUAGCGUGGGACACCUGACAGAUUCACAAGCGUCUUCUGCGCUAGAAGGGCUGAAGAAGCCAGCAGGACCCGCUACGGCCUCUGACACCUCACCUCCCGCUUGCCAGAGGGCAAGUUGCCGCGGUUCCAUCCGGGGUCUCCCCUGCGAAGGCAGGGACCGGGGCUGCACCGAGGUGGCCCGGGUAACCCCGCAGCAGAGGGGCAAGACCACCGGCUAUCCCGCCGCGGGUGCAGCCUUUUCCCUUGGCUUCCACUCACACCCUCCAUCCCUGGCUACAGCUCACUGGAAAAUGAGCCAGCAAGUCCUUUCCAUGCCUCCGGCUGCUCUUUGAGCAGGCAGCUGUGGGCUAUUGCGUGCAGGUUUUGUUGCUUUUUAUUCAGCUUUGCAAAAUUUUGCUUUUUACCGACUGGCGUGGAGGACGGAGCCUCGCGCGGCGCUGCCGGCUGGGCUCAGGCGCAGGCCUGCCGGCCCAUGGGUCGCUGCCCGCCGGCCAGGCGAGCACGGGGUCGCCGGCGUUGGCAGAGGCGGCCAGUGGAGGGGAGGCAGAGCGUGGUGCCAGCGGCCUCUUUAAGGCAGAAAAGGGAACUCUCUGGCUGCCACUUUGUGGAGUUUCGACCAAAUCCCUGUUUUCAUUAGCAUUUCAUUUCAUCUCCUCCUCUCCCCCCCCAGCCCCACCUCCUCCGAAUCAGCAUUUCUGCAUCCUUUUCUGUGCAUCACAGAGCAGCAGGUAAAACUCCGGCUGGCACCUGCACACACGCGCACCCGCGCUCACACACGCGCACCCCUGCACGCCGGACGCACCUCUGCCGGGGGAGAGGCACCUUCCCACGCUCCUGCGUGUUGCAUCUUCCUCCUCACGGGCGAGUUUGGCUCGGAGCAUCCCCGUGCUCGCCUCAGGGCUGCUCUGCUUCGCCUUGCUGGCUCUGGCUGCAGCAGCAGCAGAGCUCAGGCACGGAGCUACUCGGUGGGGCCCUGCUGCCCCAGGGGACGGAGCUCUGCAGGCAGCCAAGCCUGGCUGAGCCUCGGGGAUCCGGAGCUUCCCCAGCAUCUGCAACGUCCUGGCAUCCAGAGCAUUCCCAGCAUCCAGGGUAUCCUCGGUCCAGAGCACCCCUGGCAUCUGGAGCAUCCUGGGAUCCAGACCAUCCCCAGCAUCUGAAGUAUUCUGGAGUCCUGAGCAUCCCAGCAUCAAGAGCGUCCUGAGCGUCCUGAGGUCCAGUUUAUUCCUGGUCCAGCACAUCCAGAGCGUCCCUGGCACCUCAAGCAUCCCUGGCAUCUGGAGCAUCCCGGUGUCUGGAGCAUCCCCAGCAUCCAGAAGCAGCGUCCAGGGACAUCCCAGCGCAGGAGGAUUUGCAGGGACAAGGAAAUGCCUGGCUGUGAGUAACGGGGAGCAGAACCUUGCUGCUGCUGCUCAGCUCCUGGGAAGCUCACUCUGCCCUGGUUGCCAGUGAAGAGGGAGAGCGGGGGGAGAGAGGGAGAGGAGGAGGAGAGGAGAAAGGACAGACACAGAGCAGAGAGAGCGAGCUGGUGCUUCUCCCCCUGGAGCUGGCUCCGGCAAUGAUCACCUAGCGCACGUCACAGCCGGAGAAGGUCCCCCCAGCUCCGGAGCCAUCCCUGCCACCCGGCUCCUCAUGGAGGGCGAUGUGGGGGCCCCCAAUGCCAGCGUGCUGGGGGAGCGCUCGCUGCUGGUGGGGAGCAGCUGGGUGGCCGCUUUCCUCUGCUUCAUCAUCCUGCUGACCACGGCGGGGAACUUCCUCCUCAUCCUCCUCAUCGUCACCCAGCGCUCCCUCCGCAACACCUCCAACUACUUCCUGGUGUCCCUCUUCAUGUCCGACCUCAUGGUGGGGCUGGUGGUCAUGCCCCCGGCCAUGCUCAACCAGCUCUACGGCCGCUGGGUGCUGCGGGGCGACUUCUGCUCCCUCUGGUACUCCUUCGACGUCAUGUGCUGCAGCGCCUCCAUCCUCAACCUCUGCGUCAUCAGCCUGGACCGUUACCUGCUCAUCAUCUCCCCCCUCAAAUACAAGCUGCGGAUGACCUCCUGCAGAGCCCUCUGGCUCAUCCUGGCCACCUGGACCUUGGCUGCGCUGGCCUCCUUCCUGCCCAUCAAGAUGGGUUGGCACGAGCUGGACUUUGAGGUCCGGUCGCCAAACAUCACCUCGCGGGGGGACGAGGACCAGUGCCGGCUGCUGGUCAGUUUGCCCUACGCCUUGGUGGCCUCCUGCCUGACUUUCUUCCUCCCGUCUGCCGCCAUCUCUUUCACCUACUGCCGCAUCCUCCUGGCAGCCCGGAAGCAAGCGGUGCAGGUGGCUUCCCUCGCCUCCAACAUGGCCAGCGCCGCCACCGCCGAGACCACGCCGCAGGCUCCCCGCGCCCCGAGCCAGCCCGCGGCCGGCAGCGAGAGCAGGAGGUUCGCCAACAAGCACAGCAAGAAGGCGCUGAAGGCCAGCCUGACGCUGGGCAUUCUCCUGGGCAUGUUCUUUGUGGCUUGGCUCCCCUUCUUCGUCACCAAUGUGACGCAGGCAGUCUGCAGCUGCGUCCCGGCCAGCUUCUUCGACGUGCUCACCUGGCUCGGGUACUGCAACAGCACCAUGAACCCCAUCAUCUACCCGCUCUUCAUGAGAGACUUCAAGAGGGCCAUGGGCAAAUACCUGCCCUGCUGCCGGCGCUCGGGGGAGCCCCGUCCCAGUGCCAUCUCCCUCUCCAUGAGGAACUCCAACAGCGGACCCCGCGCCGCCACCUCCCUCAAGAACGUCCUCACUUUGCAGGCUGAGACCGACUCGGUUGAGUCCGGGGCGCUGGGGAACGAACACGGCCUGCUGCCGGCCAUCGACGGCUCCCCGGCUCUCCCGGGCCCCGCCACCCACUUGGUCAACCUUUUUGCCACAGAGCCCCCAGAGGCGGAGCUGCAGCACAAGCAGCUCAGCAACCCCGUGGCCUGA